AUGGAAGAAAACCCCCAUAAAUGUUCAGACUGCAGGAAAAGCUUUAAGCAGAGCUCAACCCUAAGGAGGCACCAGCGAACCCACACGGGGGAGCGACCCUACAAAUGCCUCCAGUGUGGGAAGAGCUUUGCCGACAGCUCUAAGCUCCUUCGCCAUCAGAGGAGCCACACCGGGGAGCGACCCUAUGGGUGUGAGUGCGGGAAAAGCUUUGCUGACAGCGCCAAGCUCCUAGAGCACCAGCGAACCCACACAGGAGAGCGACCCUACAAAUGCCUGCAGUGUGGUAAGAGUUUUGCCGACAGUUCCAGCCUCCUUCGCCAUCAGAGGAGCCACACGGGGGAGCGACCCUGCAUGUGUGCCCAGUGCGGGAAGAGCUUUGCCGACCCCUCCAACCUCCUUCGCCAUCAGAGGAGCCACACGGGGGAGCGACCCUACACGUGUGCCCAGUGCGGGAAGAGCUUCGGGCAAAACUCAAGCCUGAUGAAGCACUGCAGGGCCCACACAGGCGAGAAACCCUACAGGUGUGAUGAAUGCGGGAAGAGCUUCGCUCAGACCUCCAACCUCCUGGAGCAUCAGAGGAUCCACACGGGCGUGAAACCCUACAAAUGCCCUGUCUGCGGGAAAGUGUUCUGCCACAGCUCCUCGCUGACAGGCCAUCGGAGGAUCCAUACUGGUGAGCGACCCUACAAAUGUGUCAUCUGCGGGAAGAGCUUCAGCCAGAGGUCCAACCACACCCAGCAUCAGCGGACCCACACGGGGGAGCGACCCUUUAGAUGCGAUGAAUGUGGGAAGAGCUUCAGUGUUCGCUCCAGGCUUAUUAUGCACCAGAGGAUCCACACAGGGGAGUGA
This is a messenger RNA of Emys orbicularis (European pond turtle), 849 nucleotides long. RefSeq names its product zinc finger protein ZFP2-like. Gene Ontology annotation, cellular component: nucleus. The record is from RefSeq and is a predicted model, not a curated record. NCBI's taxonomy places the organism in Eukaryota, Metazoa, Chordata, Testudines, Emydidae. The transcript has a single exon. Bases 1 to 849 code for a protein of 282 amino acids. Gene Ontology annotation, biological process: regulation of gene expression.